Molecule: messenger RNA, 3010 nt
Organism: Aspergillus brunneoviolaceus CBS 621.78
Lineage: Eukaryota; Fungi; Ascomycota; Eurotiomycetes; Eurotiales; Aspergillaceae
Product: DNA cross-link repair protein PSO2
Exons: 1
Coding region: 193-2922 (909 amino acids)
Biological process (GO): interstrand cross-link repair; double-strand break repair via nonhomologous end joining; protection from non-homologous end joining at telomere
Molecular function (GO): damaged DNA binding; 5'-3' DNA exonuclease activity
Source: RefSeq, a predicted model, not a curated record
UGAGCUUCAACCUACAGUCGUUCCUGUCUGCUAGAUAAUGCAACAGAUUUUCUUCUAUAUCCAAAUUUAUACUCUCUUCCAUACUUCGGAUAUACGAACAUGCCAAUUGACCUAUCCUUGACCCAAUAACCGUACCACACCUCCCUCUCGUCCCGAUAGACCCUCUCGCAUCUUCGAGGGACCAACAGCAGCAUGGCAGGAUCCGCCACCAGAAAAGGCUCAACGCCAGCCAAGAUCCCCCUCGGCGCCAAAUCUCAGACCCCCGCGAAGCGAAACGGCAGUCUGCUGAACUUCUUCCAAAAAGCCGACGGACCGCCCAAAGCCACCUCCACCCAACCCCGAAUCACUCAAUUUGCCACCAAGACCGCCCGGCCGACCAGCAAUGGCCACAGCAGCACACCGACGCUGCGCAGACAAGGGAGCUCCACAGCCAGCAACGGCGCAGGCGAUCUGUUCCUCGAGGACAAAAACCGGAACCGAUCCGCGACCUACGCAGCCCCCGAGCCGCAACGGACAGCACGGUCGAGAACUCCCGACGAUAUCUGGGAAGGCGAGCCGGAAACGCCGGCGCCAGCGACAGCAGCGACCGAGGAAGACCGCUACAACGAGAACGGAUUCUCUGGCGUCAAGAAACGCAAGCUUGAUUCCCCGCCCGCCGCCGGCGACGACGCAGCAGCAGCAGCAGCACGAGCGAAGCCGUCCGAUGCCAACGCUACCCUGGUAGCGGCGCCCGCGAAGAAAUCCCGUCACCUUAGUGGUCCCUUCAUCGACGAAUCCGAUAGCGAGGAGGAAGAGGAUCUGGAGAAGUUCCGUGAUUACGCGGAUGGGCCAUCGGUCGCAUCAAUAGACAAGCCCACUGCCAAUGCGACAGAAUCGCCCGUCGACACCGAGGAAGCAGAUCCCACAGCUAAAACACGACCGACGCCCGCUGUCGAGACACCACCAUCCUUGGUAAGAGAAACCACGAGCUACACCGAACCUGAUGAAUAUACGAAUUUUGACGAUAUGCAAGACGAGUUCCGAGGGGAAGAGAAUUUCUUAGAUGCCUUUGAUGAUGAUUAUGAUGAUGACGACGAACAUGAUAAUCAAGUGAAGGAGGUUUUGAUUGGAUUGGAGGAUUAUAGUAAUGGCCUGGAUGACGACGGAAAUACGUUUGGCUGUGAAGUGCCCAUUUGUCCGAUCUGUCAGACUAGUUUGACUGGUCUGAAUGAAGCUGUAAGUUGUUCCGGUUACGAAUUGCAUGGGCAGUAUGGUAACAGUUAUUUUGUUCAGGAUGUCUCGGUGCACGUCAAUGACUGCUUAGAUGGCAAGCCUAGUACAAUACAGCCAAAACCCGAUCCUGCGGUCAAGUCUGAGCCUGAGAUCGAACCAGAUCCCGAAAUCGAGCUUGAACCCGAACCGCCAUCGAAAGCACUGACUCGUUCGGACCGGGCAGCGAUUGCUCGCCCCGCACAACGUGAUCCUUACGCUUCCGGCGAGGCUGGGGCCAGGUCAGCCUUCUCUAAGCUCAUGGCUGGAAAUGCGGAGGAUAGCGCCUGGGCAGCAGCAGCAGCCAAUGAAGUGGCAUCCAGAGGCAAGCAGGCAUAUCAACGGACCUGUCCGUUCUACAAAAUCAUGCCCGGGUUCUCAAUAUGCGUGGACGCGUUUCGCUACGGUGCUGUCGAGGGCUGCAAUGCUUACUUUCUGAGUCACUUUCAUAGUGACCACUACAUUGGCCUUACGGGUUCAUGGCGACACGGUCCAAUUUACUGCAGUCGUGCGACAGCCAAUCUCGUGUGCCAGCAGUUGAAAGUCAAUCGUAAAUGGUUGGUGCCACUCGAGUUUGAGAAAAGGACGGAGAUCCCUGGCACGGGCGGAGCACAUGUGACAAUCAUCGAAGCGAACCAUUGUCCAGGAAGUGCCAUUUUUCUUUUUGAAAAGACCAUGGGAUCUGGCCCAUCGAAACGAACGCAUCGGGUGCUUCAUUGCGGAGAUUUUCGCGCCUCGCCGCUCCAUGUGCAGCAUGCACUCUUGCGCCCGGAGGUUGUCGAUCCCACCACAGGUCAGCGUCGUCAGCAACAUAUAGAUGCUUGCUACCUAGACACCACGUAUUUGAGCCCCAAAUACGCCUUUCCAAGCCAGGAAGACGUCAUACAGGCUUGUGCCGAUCUUUGCGUGGAGCUGAACGAGGGACAGCAGAAAAGUAGCGGGCUUGCUUUCGGCUCAUCAGGUCGCUCGCCUGGGAUCGGGGGAGGGUUGAUGAGCAAGUUCGUUUCCAAAGUGACAGGCUCUUCGGGGUCGCAGUCUUCGACAUCGAGCUCAAGUGGCCGAUUGCUGGUGGUGAUCGGGACCUAUAGCAUUGGGAAAGAACGUAUCUGUCUGGGAAUCGCACGCGCUCUGAAGAGCAAAAUUUUCGCCACCCCAGCCAAACAGCGGAUCUGCGCCUGCCUGGAGGACCCAGAGCUGUUAGCGCUGUUGACGGAUAACCCACGCGAGGCACAGGUGCAUAUGCAGACCUUGUUUGAGAUUCGAGCGGAGACGCUGGCUGACUAUUUGGACACGUUGAAGCCGCACUUCACGAAAGUGGUGGGCUUUCGACCGACCGGCUGGACGUACCGACCGCCCGCGGGACGUAUGCUGGAUAACCCUCCUGUGUCGACGGUGCUUCAUUCGGCACAUUGGCAGACACCGUUUUCGGCACGCGACCUCGUGCCCCAACGGGGCAGCACGCGGGAAAGUGCCUGUUUUGGGGUGCCGUACAGCGAGCACAGCUCGUUCCGGGAACUGACCAUGUUCUGCUGCGCCCUUCGGAUCGGACGGGUCAUCCCGACCGUGAAUGUGGGCAGUCAGAAGAGUCGUGAGCGCAUGAAGGCGUGGGCUGAGCGAUGGGAGGCGGAGAAACGGAAGAGUGGUCUGUACCAGGUCAAAGGCGAGCGGUGGUGACGCAGGGUAGCAUUACUGUACAUAAUCUCAUUGGACUCCGGACUUGUACAUACAUACCUUAGUAGUAGGAGGUUUCCAAACUCAUGGA